UCUUGAGCGCGUGGCAUGAGGAUGUCCAUGUAUCCUCUGAUAAGACCCAUUAAUCGUAUUUAAUUCCCGUUUUUUUUUUUCAUUUGCUUAUCCCAUACGAUUUCCCAGAAAUACUGAUCAAGACAUGACGCAUUGUUCUUUAUUUGAAACUGAAUAACUGAAAGAACUAUGGGAUCACUGAUAACUCCAGAGGCAUAAGAGACCGAGAACUCCGUGAAGCAAAAAUCCUUGGGACAAAUUAUUUAGAAAUAAAAAGGAAUGGCGCUACCCUCAGGAGAUGCUCCAUGGGGGAUGACUCUGAUCUAUUGGAUUAAUGAAAAGUGCUGUCGAUAUCGAAGAGUCAAUAAAUUGGCAUGGCAUCGAGGAGGCGUUUUAGCACUCACCUAUAUCGCGUAUACGUGCUACCAUAUGUCAAGAAAGCCCAUUUCCGUAGUGAAAAAUGUUUUGAAUCUGAAUUGCAGUUCGCUGUCACCACCACCUGAUAUUAUAAUCAAUGACCACAAUAAGGACUCCUGGUGUGACUGGGCACCAUUUGAUACACCUGAUGCGCCUGCUUUGCUAGGCACUCUGGACUCGGCAUUUUUAUUCGCUUAUGCUGCUGCUAUGUUCCUCAGUGGAUUCGUGGCUGAAAGGGUGAAUCUCAGGUACUUUUUAUCAUUGGGAAUGCUGCUGUCUGGGAUUUGUAGCUAUUUAUUGGGAAUAGCUAAGCCAUACAACAUUCACAAUCUGUGGUAUUUCAUCCUAGUCCAGGCGAUGGGUGGGGUAUUCCAGACAACAGGAUGGCCUGGAGUAGUGACAGUAAUCGAAAAUUGGUUCGAAAAAGGGAAGAGAGGUCUGAUAUUCGGCGUUUGGAAUUCUCACACAUCCUUAGGAAAUAUUCUGGGGAGUUUGAUAGCAGCCGAAUACGUGGAAACAAAUUGGGGACUGAGUUUCAUGAUUCCUGGGGUUAUUAUGGGCGUAGCUGGCUUCAUAAUAUUCAUGUUUCUGGCUCCAAAUCCCCAGGACGUCGAUUGUCUGUUGCCAAUUCCACCUAGGUAUAGAAAAAUGAAUGCAGCGAGUUCAGACGAAGGUACAUCUAGUGAAGAUAACGAUGACAGGCGAAUUCAGGCUGAAGACCAGAUCAUCCAUCGCUGUAGCUGGCAUCAGCAUGCUAACCAGCCUGAUCCCUCUAGUGUCGAGUCUGAGACGAGCCCAAUGCUCCCAGGGAAUAGACGUAGCCACAGCACUGGUAAUGAACGAGCAAUUGGAUUUGCUGGGGCAAUAAAAAUUCCUGGGGUAAUGGAGUACUCGUGUUCACUAUUCUUUUCCAAACUAGUGAGCUACACAUUUCUCUACUGGCUGCCACUUUACAUUAGUUCUUCAACAACUUACAGUCCCACUCUGAGUGGAGACUUAUCAACAUUAUUCGAUGUGGGAGGAAUUGCUGGAGCCAUUGCUGCAGGAAUUCUAUCGGACUACACUGGUAUGAGUGCAGUUACUUGCUCUGGAAUGUUAAUUCUUGCUGUACCCGUGCUUUUUAUCUACGACUACACCGGAAACGUGAAUUUGGGAACAACGGUAGUGCUGCUGUUACUGGCUGGAGCUCUUGUCAAUGGUCCCUACGCCCUGAUAACAACAGCUGUAUCCGCUGAAUUGGGAACACAUCCGAGUUUGGGUGAUAAUUCAAAGGCUGUCGCCACAGUGACUGCAAUUAUCGAUGGAACUGGAAGCAUUGGUGCAGCAGUCGGUCCACUUCUAGCUGGAUUAGUCUCCAGGUGGAUGGGUUGGCACAAUGUCUUUCACAUGCUCAUGACUGCUGACGUAUUAGCCCUAUUAUUCUUAUCCAGACUUGUGUACAGAGAUCUACGUACCUAUAGGCAAAGGCGGCUGGCUGUGUAGAAAAUCUUUAUUCAUAUC
This is a messenger RNA of Fopius arisanus, 1896 nucleotides long. RefSeq names its product major facilitator superfamily transporter 16 (gene MFS16). Gene Ontology annotation, cellular component: membrane. The record is from RefSeq and is a predicted model, not a curated record. The transcript has 9 exons. NCBI's taxonomy places the organism in Eukaryota, Metazoa, Arthropoda, Insecta, Hymenoptera, Braconidae. Gene Ontology annotation, molecular function: transmembrane transporter activity. Bases 259 to 1878 code for a protein of 539 amino acids. Gene Ontology annotation, biological process: transmembrane transport.